AUGCUAAUACUCAGAAUAUUAAUUACAAUUUGUUUGUUUCAUCGUCCAUUAUCAGUUUCUGGAUCCUCAAUCGAACACAGGUGGGUAUCUUGGGAUGGAACAGGAGAUUCCCUCGAGGACUUACCUGUAUUACAUACAGCAUUCGUCCAAACAGGCGAAGAACUUCACUACUUCAGUGAAUCUAAACGAUACGAUGCCGAUAUUUUUGUUGGCCAUCGUUCUCAUGACUCUGAUCCCGGACAAUCUCACUAUAAAGAUCGGGUCUUUAAUGUGAGAAAAAUGGCUGGAGAGGAUUCUCUGCCAUUAGAGUUUGAUCCGCCAUUCUUAUUUUUCGGAGAAAGUGCCGUUGGAGUACCUUUGCGAAGACGUGUAUAUCUUCGGAGUAAACUGAACACACUUGUUAUGCUUGACACCGUGAUAGGAGAAACAGUAAACUUUCAUGCAGGGUUCUUCGAUGUUAUGGAACUUGAACCGUUGGGAUCAACAUCAUUUGAAAUAGCAUUUUUACCUCGAGAAGAGGGCAAAAUCACGGCAACUUUAGGAAUUCACACAUCGAUCGGACAGUUUCUAUAUGAAAUAAGUGGCUACGCUUCUUCGAAUCCCUACAGGAUAACACCUUUUGUGGGACAUCGCAUCCCCAUGAAUGGCACAAUGGUUAAAGAAAUCACACUGCACAAUCCUCAUCCUCAGACUUUUCGUAUUAAAGAACUUGUGUCCUCAGGAGGUCAUGUGCAUGCAGAACUAGCAUAUGAUAUCGAUCCUGCAGUAGCCGGUGAACCAGUACAGUAUUGGGAUAUUCGCCCAUACCAAACCAAAACAAUAGGAAAAGCAUUUGUAGUAGGACAUUUACUGGAGAACAAUACGGUUUUUGUAAGAGUCAAUGGAGUUUUACUUAAUCACAAAGGUGUUGAAACUAAGACGAAUGAGUUGAUAUUUCCAAUACCAUACGAGGUAACAAAGACAAAAGGUGUUUUCACAACUAAGGAUAUUCUCGAUUUUGGCCUUCUGAAACAAGGGGUGCGAUCACAGCCACAGUUCUUCUCGGUUUAUCAGUAUCGCUUAGAUGGGAGGCUGGAGUUUGAAACCUUAUACGUUGAGAAGGGUGAUGCAACCGGCAUUUACAUGGAGUUUGCUUCGAAUCCUCCAAUUGCUGUCCACCCUGGGAAGUAUCCAAUCGAACCAGGAAAACCGGUUAACUUAGUGAAAGUGCUUUUCGAUGCCUCGCGAAUAACGUUCGAGACGAAAGAACCUAAAGUUAAAAGUUUCACUGGUAGAAUCAUAGCAGUGAGUAGAGGGGGUAACUAUAACGUCACCAUUCCAUUUAGAGCUGCAGUUUUUCAAGGAAGUCUAACUGCAGUAGGCAAUGAUUUAGCUAUUCGAGAAGACGUCAAACCACCAUAUAAGAGAGGAAUCCGAUUGAGAAACGAAUUGCCAUUUGCUGUCGCUGUUUGGAAUGUGUCGUUAUCAGCUGAUGCUCUACCAUACUUCACUGUGAGACUGUUUGAUAGUACCACUGUGAUUCCAAGAGGAGAAGAGAGAUCAGUUUUCCUAUUGAAAUACAAUAAGAAAAUACCAGCUGAUUUUGGUGUAUCGUUUAUAUAUAUCGAGACUAAUGUUACUAGGUUCUCAGUCCAACUACAACGAUAUGAAGGGAAAAUAAAGGUUGAUCUGUUUUCAAUAGAGCAGGAUGCUUUUGACUUUGGACUGAUCUCACGUAAUGAUACAAGAACUGUUAGGUUUGCCAUUCGCAAUCCUAACUGUGCUACAACUACCGUUCGUAAUUUACAAGUUCCAAAUUUAUCAAUAUUCCGACUUUACUUUGUUGCAAUGCUUCCUCUCAAUUCACAAGGUCAACAGCUUCCUUCCAUCAGUCAUCAAGAAUGGGAUCAGGGUAACGAUCUCGAAAUUCCUCCCGAUCAAUCUGUUCUUUUCGAUUUGGAGCUAAGAGCACCUUUCGAUGGGGUAGAGCAUAAAGGAAAUAUAGUUAUAUCAACUGAUUUGGAAAGUAAAGUUUUCCCAACUGUAUACGAGAUUGGAGAAGGGAAAAUUUCAACGUUCCCAGAUGUCUUAAGCUUUGGUGCCACUCAUCCUGGACGAGUAGUGUAUAGGACGAUACAAGUUUUCAAUUCGUUCACGGAAGACAUGAAUGUUACAAGAUUAUCAACGUUAUCGAACGAUCCGAACGUAUUCUUCGAAACUUUAGAUGCUACAAAUCCACCUUUGUUACGUUCCGGUAGACUGACAAACUUAGGUCGUGUAAUGUACAAACCUGAAGCCCCGUGUACUGAAGCCACUUGUUAUUUGGGAUUGGAUUUGAAAACCACAGAUGGUCAAUGGUUCGUUCAUGGCUUAACAUUACCAGCCAACUUAGCAGAAGUGGAUAGUUAUUUAUAUAAGAAACAGAGAGGAAAGUUUGAUAGCUUAGUUAAAGAAGGCAAAAACAUGAUAAACACAACCAUUGUAAUCGAUACAGAUAAGGCUAAGAAUAUCAAGAUUGCCGCCACUGCAGAAAUGGUUUGGCCUAGGUUAUUAACCAGAAAUUCUGUUCAUUUCCCUCUCACUGCAUUAGGAAACUUCACUAUUGUGAAUCUAACCUUAGCAAAUCCUUCUUCACUUCCAAUAGCCGUUCAAGUUAUUCCGCUAGUCAUAUAUCCGGAUGCUGAAGCAGCCGUUGAAUUUUUCAAAGAUCACCUUCUCACUCCAUUGACUUCCAAUAUAGAAAUGAAUGAAACAUUAAUGUUUUCACUCCGUGAUACCGAACUGUUUACAUUGAAAAAGGAUAGUCCUGUUCCAAAACUGAGAGAAGAGUUAGAAGCUAUUGUAAGCCAGAACGUUCCGAGGUUCACAUUGUCAUUGUUGCUGAAGCCCCAUCAGAAAGUUCGUCUUCGUUUAGGAUUUUUACCCACCGACUAUGUUCUACGUUCAUCUCUACUGUUAAUAAGGAAUAAUUUGACGGUGAUUGAACCUGUCGUACUUUAUGGUAGAGGUGCCCGUAUAGAUAUGAAGAUAGAAGAUAUCGAGGCGCGCUCGAAAAAACCGUUGUUAUUCGAAAUUCGUCACGAUCAUUUAAGUGAUUGCAAUAAUCCAAAAAGAUUAAUGCAUAAGCUCAGUUCAACUUUAACUGUACGACGUCCAUUUUCCGUGUCAAACACAGGCGAAGUACCGUUCACUGUUGUUAGUAUGAGUAUAAAUGGAAUACCAUGUGAAAACCGUGGUUUCCGUAUUCUUAACUGUUAUCCUUUCCGUUUACAACCUAAUGAGUCGUAUGCUCUGGAAGUAGCAUAUACCCCCGACUUUUUAACAACAACAAAUGAAGCUGAUUUACAACUUUACAUGCAUAUGAAUGGAAGUUCCUGGUCAUUCCCAUUAGCUGCUACAGUUCCUAGUGAUAUGAUGGCUCGUUGUCAUCGUGCUCUUCCACGUCCACCGUUUGAGAACCUCAUGUAUUACAGCUGCGUGAUUGCUCUAAUAUUCUGCUUGGUCUGUGUGCUGGCUUGCGCCUAUUUAGAAGGUGAUCGAGCGAUUACUUGCGCUAUAAGAGAGCAGUACAACCGUGUUUUCUUUGAUUUGAGAGGGGAGAAGAGACCAAGCACUCCAGUUAAUAAACCUAUAGAUGUUUACGCGUAUGCAUAUCCUUCUCAAAUCAUUCCCGCUGAAGAUGCUUCAGUAAUUACUCAGUUCUUCUUUUCUAUCGCUAAUUUCGUAGUUAGAUGUUUGCAUUUCAUCAAAAAAUCCGUUUUAUCUCUUCGUUUGGAUUACUCACAACGAUCAGUUUUGAAAGAGUUCGAACUAUCGAGAAAGCAGUAUUUGAAGAACAUGCGGAAGAAGAAAACUCCUGAAAACACAGCUGCAAAUCAAGCGAAUAAGGAGAAGGUGAAAGAAAAGAAAGAACCAGUCAAGCCAGCCAAAGCUCCAGAAGUACCUCCGAAGAAGACGCAAAACAAUAAUAAAAUUCCAUCUAAGCCUCGUCCUCCUACUCCUCCAACACCGAAGGCAACAUUGGUUAACAAGUUGUCUUACACUAAGGAUCCGCUGAAAGAGAAAGAACAACAGAGGAAGAAAAGUAAUGCGAGCUCUGAUCAAGAAAAGAAAAUUCAAAAAGCUGAGCAACUUAUGGAUGGUUCAAAGGGACCAGAGAGGAAAAAUGAGAAGCAGAAUAAUAAGAAGCAAAACCAGAAAAAUCGAGCACCACAGCAGAAAGUCAAGCCUACGCAAGAAUCGCAUGAUAGUUCAGAAACUAUCGACGAACGUUUCAAUCCUAGAACAUUCACAGUUCCGGAUUAUAAUGAGCUUUUGUCGUUGCAUCUGGACCCACCUACACCCCCUGGGUCAACAUCGGAUAUAUUCAACAAUCCUUCUCCUUCUGUCAGCAUAGACCGGGACCAACUCUCUAUGCGAUCAUCUAAUGUGGUAGGACAAAGAAUUCGAAGCCCAAGUGAAGGAGAAAUGAGUAUUGCCAGCGAGUUUAGCGAAGCACCUGUCUGGAUGGACGAGAAAUUCGACAUCUCCAACGUCGACGAAGAUUUCAGUGCAUUUGGAGCAGGCUCUGAUUUGCUUCAAACCAGUGGUUCCGAAACGGGUGAUAGGGGAGGAAAUGAAGAUCGUAAGAAAAAAAGAAAGAAGAAAACUAGCAAAGAGAGGUCUGCUCCUAUCGAGCCGAUUGAGAGUUCUCCAGAUCCCAUGGGCUAUCCUGACCUAGCUGAGACUGAAAUUGAUCCACAACUCAUGCAACAGUUCUAUUCAGACCUGAUGGGUAUAUAUAGCGAAAUGUUACCUGCGAACACACCCACCAACACUACGAUGCCUGAUAUGUGGAGUUUAGAUCCUGGUUCAAGUUCGUGGACCCCCCCAGAGACGAAUUGGAUGGAUCUGACUAAUUUCAUGACUUCGCCCAUAUCCACUGCACCAAUAACGAAUACCACACGAACAGACCCUCUCACACCGGCAGCUCCUCUUCCUGCGUCCACCGCCACGACUUCUAGUACACCGAUUACGGAAACAGCUUAUAAUCCUAUGACGUGGGAGGCACCUGGUGCAAACCCGUUUUUGAGCAACACUAUGUUCGGAAGUGAGUUCCAAGUCUGGUCCUCUAGUUCCAACAAUGCACCACCAAGCUCAGCGGGUUGGGGUGGAUACAAAAGAGAUGAAGAAGACGAAGAUGAUCAUGAGGAAGAAUCCAAAUGA
This is a messenger RNA of Auanema sp. JU1783, 5184 nucleotides long. The record is from the annotation of a GenBank genome assembly. Lineage: Eukaryota; Metazoa; Nematoda; Chromadorea; Rhabditida; Rhabditidae.